GCCCCGUAGCGACUGGGCCGCCGGGUUCCACGUCGGCCGCGCAGGCGCAGCAGCGCCUCCGCUCACCUGCUGCGGGGAGGGGGCCGAGAGGAGGAGGAGGGGGAGGGGGCGGCGGCGGCGGCGGCGGCGGCGGCGGCGGCGGGGGGAGGAAGGCCGCGCCGCGCCGCCAUGUUCAAGAAGCUGAAGCAGAAGAUCAGCGAGGAGCAGGCGCCGCCGCGCCGGGCCGCCCCCCUGCAGCCGCAGGGAGCUGCGGAGCGGGCCCCUUCCAAGUCCCCUCCACUGUCUGACAAAAGAAGUAGAACAUCUUCGUUUACAGAUCAGAAUGAUGAAGGCUCCUUAACUCCAGACAAAGAGCUGCUAGCCGGGAUGAUAGCAGAACCCGCUUUUCUCUCUGAGUAUACUAUCUUUGCUUUGGAUCCCACCAAACAACCUAAGCCACAGAGUGACGGUGUGAAUUUACCUAAGCAACCAAUUCCCAGAUCUGCAGAAAACAAUGGAAGUGAACCAGCCUCUCCACAGCCAAGUGACACUCAGUCUUUCGCCCAGCGCCUUCAGCUCCGUGUGCCCUCCAUGGAGUCAUUAUUUCGAAGCCCAGUAAAAGAGUCCCUGUUCCGCUCUUCUUCUAAAGAGUCCCUGGUACGAACGCCCUCAAGAGAUUCACUGAAUCGGCUGGACGUGGAUGCAGCUGGUCCCACCUUCGAUCCACCUUCUGACAUCGAAAGCGAGACUGAGGAGGCCCCAGGAAAUGCAGACAGCCUCAGCAAGGAACAGCUACUGCAGCGACUGCGCCGAAUGGAGCGCAGCUUGGGCAACUACAGAGGAAAAUAUGCAGAGCUAGUGUCUGCUUAUCAAGUUAUCCAGCGAGAGAAGAAGAAGCUACAGGGCAUUCUGAGUCAAAGUCAGGAUAAAGCACUUCGCCGAAUUGGAGAACUGAGAGAGGAGCUCCAGAUGGAUCAACAAGCUAAGAAACAUCUUCAGGAGGAAUUUGAUGCUUCCUUGGAAGAAAAAGAUCAACUUAUUAGUGUCUUGCAAACUCAGGUAUCGUUGCUGAAACAGAGGUUACAGAAUGGUCAGAUGGGCAUUGAAUUACCUGAUCCAAAUAUCCAGUCUGACCCACAAGUUCAAGGUCCAACAAAAGAAAUCAGUGCAGAAAAUAUUGCGGAACCAGGAAGCAAUGAGGGUAAUGAAGAUUCUGUUAAAACACUGGAAACUCUUAAUCAGAGGGUGAAGCGCCAAGAGAACUUGCUGCAGCGCUGUAAGGAGAUGAUUCGGUCACACAAAGAGCGCUGUGCCCAGCUAACCAACGAGAAGGAGGCGCUUCAGGAGCAAUUAGAAGAGAGACUUCAGGAGCUAGAGAAAAUGAAGGACCUCCACAUGGCUGAGAAGACUAAACUGAUUACACAGCUGCGUGAUGCAAAGAACUUGAUUGAGCAGCUAGAACAAGACAAGGGCAUGGUAAUUGCAGAGACAAAGCGACAAAUGCACGAAACAUUGGAAAUGAAGGAAGAAGAGGUAGCACAGUUGCGUGCUCGGAUCAAACAAAUAACUACAAAAGGCGAGGAAUUGAAAGAACAGAAAGAAAAGUCUGAAAAAGCUGCUUUUGAAGAGCUUGAGAAGGCUCUGAGUAUUGCCCAAAAAACAGAGGAAGCCCGGAAAAAAUUGCAGGCAGAAAUGGAUGAAAAAAUCAAAGCAGUAGAAAAGGCAAAUGAGGAAGAAAGGGUAAAUCUUCAACAGGAGUUAACCAGAGUGAAACAAGAGGUGGUUGAGAUUAUGAAGAAGUCUUCAGAAGAUCGUGUUGCUGAACUGGAAAAAUUACACAAAAAGGAAAUGGCUACCAAAGAUCGGGAGCUAAAUGAGAGAUUGCGGGUCCAAGAAAAGGAGUUCCAUGAGAAGAUGAAGGCAGCUCUUGAGAAAAAUCAGAGUGAGUGUUUAAAAACCCUUAAAGAACAAGAGCAACAGGAAUCCCUAGCCUUAGAAGAAUUAGAGCUGCAGAAGAAAGCAAUACAGGCAGAAUGUGACAAGAAGCUUCAGGAGAUGCAUCAAGAAGUAGAGGCUUCUAGAACUAAGAUCCUUGAAUUGGAGAGCUCUCUUGCAAAGUAUUCACAAGAUGACAGAGACCGAUCAGAGGAAUUGAGCACUCUGAUGGAGUCUGAAAAAAAGCAGCAUAAUAAGGAAAUUAAUGAUAUGGUUGAAAAACACAAGAAAGAAUUGGAGAACAUGCAACAGCAGCAGGGAGAGCUUUGGACAGAAAAACUUCAAAUUCUAAAGCAACAACAUGCAAUUGAAAUAGAAAAAAUGAGAGAAAAGCAAGAACAAGAAAUAGAUACAAUAUUGAAAGAGAAAGAAACAGUUUUCCGUACACAUAUAGAAGAGAUGAAUGAAAAAACUUUAGAAAAACUUGAUGUGAAACAAACUGAGUUAGAAGCACUUUCAUCUGAGCUAUCAGAAGCACUAAAAGUACGUCAUGAUUUAGAGAAAGAACUCUCAGAAUUGAAAAAUAAAGUAGGUGAAGCAAAGCAAGAAUUGGAAGGAAAGUUGGAAGAAGAGAGGAAUCAGCACAAAGAAGAGGUUGAACUUAUGUUAAAAGAGCAUGAGAUCUCUAUUCAAGGAGUUGAGAAGGUACUCAAAGAAGAAUUGAAUCAACUCAAGCAAUUAUUGGAGGAGAAGGACAGACAUCUGGAGGAAAUAAAAGUACAUGAGCAGAAGCUAAAAGAAUCUGCAGAAAGAUCUGAAGCUGAACUUGUCCAAGUGUCCAAAAAACUAGAGGAGGUUUCGCAGUCUCAUCAGAAUACUUCUAAUGAGCAGGCAAGGACAUAUGAAGAGGAAUUAGCAAAGCUGCAGCACAAACUGACAGAUCUGGAAGGAGAAAAAUCACAAUUUAGGGAGCAGUUAGAAAGAGCUGAAUCCCAGCUGAAUGAAGUCAAGAAUGAGUUAGAAUCUCACAUGUCCCAGCUACAUGACCUGAAGCAGCAUUUGCAAGAGCAAAGCAAUGAAAAUACACAGAAAGUAGCCUCUCUCACACAACAAUAUGAAUCUCAACUGAAGGAUCUACAAAGAGAGGCUGAUGAGACAAAGCAAAGUCUAACUGAGAAGGAAAAGGAAAUUGAACACAUGAAGAAGUUACAGAAUGAACAAGUUGAAGAGCUUAAACAGAAAUUGUUAGCCACAGAGGAAAGAACUAGUGCUUUACAAGGAGAAUGUGAAAAUAAACUGAAACGACAGGAAAAUAAAAUGGAGAAAAUGAAGCAGAAAUCAAAAGAUAUGCAGGAAGCCUUUAAAAAGAAAAUUGCCGAGCAGGAAUCUAAACUAAAAAGAGAGCUUCAAAACAAGCAGUUGGAGUUCAGUCAGAAAGAGAGCGAAUUCAAUGCUAAAAUGCUAGAAAUGGCACAUGCCAGCUCAGCCGGAAUCAAUGAUGCUGUGUCAAAACUGGAAUCUAAUCAGAAAGAGCAACUGGAGAGUCUUGCUGAGGCUCAUAGGAGGGAAUUGGAAGAAAUUACCCAGAGCUGGGAAAAGAAACUCAAUCAGCAGGUUGAAGAGCUCCAGGAAAAACAUGAAAUGGAACUGCAAGAGAAAGAGCAGGAAGUUGGAGACCUGAAACAGAAACUUGCCACCUUCAGUGCUGAGAAGGAGGGCUCCAGGACAGAAAUAACCCGACUGAAGGAAGAACAGGUGAAGAGGGAUGAGACCCUGAACCAAUUACAAGAACAGCUAAAGCAGUCAUUCGCUCAUGUGAAUGCUUUGUCAAAUAGUGAAAGUGACCUGAAAACACAGCUCCAGAAGUUGGAAGGUGAUCUUAGUCAGUCCCUGAAAGAGCAAUCAGGGCUUCAGGAACAGCUCAGUAAACAGAAAGCAAUCGAAGAAAAGGACAAAGCCAAAAUUACUGAGCUGGCUGAUAUGCUGAAAACACUUGAGGAGAAGCUCCAAACUGUGCAAUUUUCUCAAGAUAAAGAUCAUGAAAAUUAUGAGAAAAAAAUGGAGGCAUUUCAACAACAAGAAACUGAGUUUAAGAGGUUGUCAGGAGAGCUUGUAGCACAAUUGGAUGCUUAUUGGAAGAAUGCUGAAGAUCUGUUGCAAACAAAAAUCAGUGAAUUAAUUGAAAAGUGUAAUGAAAAAAUUGGUGUAGUAACAUGCAAAAUUGCAGAUUGUGAGCGCCAAACUACAAAAGUUAAAGAAGCGAUAUUAGCUAAAAUAAAUAAAAUUCUUGAGCUGGAAGCUCAACUUAGAGUAGUAACAGAGAAUCAUUCUGCUGCAAGUAGUUCUUUACAAAAGUCAAUGGAGCAGCUGCAAGAGAAAGACAACUUAAUUAGGUCCAUGAGAGCUGAUAUUGAAGGACUUGUAGCAGAAAAGGAACAAUUGCAAAAAGAAGGAGGGCACCAGCAGCAGGCAGCAUCAGAAAAAGAAACUUGCAUAACUCAGCUCAGGAAAGAGUUAUCUGAAAAUAUCAACGCUGUCACCUCAAUGAGGGAGGAACUCCAGGAAAAAGAAUCAGAGAUCUCUGCUCUCAACAGAACAAUUAAUGAGCUUAAUGUUAAACUUGAAAGUAUGGUAAGUUUAACAGAGAAGGAAGAAGCCAUGUCUGUAUUAAGCAAGCAACAUCAAGAGGAUCGAUUGCAGUUGUUAAACCAGGUACAGGAGUUAUCGACCAGUGUUGAGACGCUGAGUCAGGAAAAAGCAUCAGCUCUCGAGCAGGUAGAUCAUUGGACAGCCAAGCUGUCAGAGUGGAAGAUGAAAGCACAAACAAGAUUUACACAAAAUCAUGAAGCUAUUAAAGAUUUGCAGAGCAAACUUGAACUAAGCAAUACCCAAGCCAAUAGAAAAGAUGAAGAGCUAAAUAAGUUGAAAGAGGAGCUGGCUAAACAAGGCAAAAGUCUGGAUAGCUUAAAAAGUGCAUUGGAACAAAAGCAAAACAGGAUAGAAAAACAAGAAAGUGAGUUAACUGCAGAGUUAAAAAUCCAAGCAGCAAGAGUUGCCGAACUAGAAGAAUGCAUUGCUCAGAAAACUUCAGAAAAUGAUUCCUUGAUGGAGGAACUUAAAAAGUAUAAUGAACAGAAAGAGACAGAGCAAAAAGAGGUAGCUUGGCAACUCCAGCAGGCAGAGAAGGUGGCUUUUGAAAAAGACAAUAGGUUUAAAGAGGCUGAAGAAAAGGUGCUCGAUCUUGAAAAGAAAAUAGAUUCAAUCAAAGCUGAAUUUGAAGCAAAAGAGAGGGAAUUUGUUCAAAUGAAAUCAUCAAUACUUAAAAGCAAGGAGGAAGAACUGAAAGAAUUAGAAGAGAGACUGAAUGCAGAGAGUGGCACUAAGUUGGCAGAUCUGAAAAAAAAGGCAGAGCAAAAAAUCGGUUCUAUUAAAAAGCAAUUGAUGUCUCAGAUGGAAGAAAGGGAACAGCAAUUUAAGCAAGAUAGAGAAAAUCAGUUAAGAGACUUAGAACAAAAAGUGCAGGAAAGAGAGGCCAAAAUUGGAUCCUUAAAAGAACAAAUCCAAAAGUCAACAAGAGAGUCUACAGAAUUAGAGAAGGAAAUGCUGCAAAAAGUAGAGAGUGCAAAAGCUGCUGUAGAGCAAGAAAAAAAUGAAAUGCUUGAGAGUGUCCAGCGGAUGUAUGAAGAGAAAAUUCAUGUGUUACGGAAGGACCUGACAGAAAAAGAUGAAUUGGUGCAGAAGUAUGAAAAGGAACAACAAGAAUGUAAAGACUGUCAUCUGGAACUGCAAAACAAACUGGAGGAACUCCUUAAAAAAUUAGAAUGUGUUGAGAAGAGAAAUCACGAGGAGCAGAGUGUGACUGAAAGCCUCAGGAAAGAGCUUAAGGAGCAAACUAAAAAAUACUCAUUGUUAGUGGAUGAGCAUGCUCGGUGUGGUGGUGAUUUAGCAAGCAGUAGGGAAGAAUUGAAAGCUAAAGAACAAAAGCAUUUGGAUAUGGAGAACAUAAUUGGAGAUUUCCAGAAAAAAUUGCAGGAAAAAGAGUCAGUCAGUCAAUCUUUAGAACAGAAGGUAAGAGAGUUGGAAAAUAAUCUGGUGAGGGUAAAUGAAGUGCACAGGAUGGAGAUGGAUGAUGCGAGUUCGAAAUACAAAUUAAAACUAGAAAGUUUACAGCAACAGCUGGAGGAAAGAAAUGACCGCUUGAAAGCUUUUGAGGAAAACGUUGAAGAAAAGACUAAAUCUGGUUUGGAGCUGCAGAAGUUACUAGGUGAUAUGCAGAACCAGCAGAAGGAUUUGCAGGCUAAACUGGAAGAGACUGAAAGAGAGAAACAAAAACUACGUAAAGAUGUAAACAAUCUUCAAAAAGACUUGCGUACUUUGCGAAAAGAGCAUCAGCAGGAGCUUGACAUAGUUAAGAAAGAGUCCUUAGAAGAAAUGGAGCAGAAAAUCAGGUGGGAACAAGAAGAUACUGAAUUAAAGCACAACUCCACGUUAAAGCAGUUAAUGAGAGAGUUCAAUACUCAGCUGGCUCAAAAAGAAAUGGAAUUGGAAACAGCCUUAAAAGAGACGAUCAGUAAAGCCCAGGAAGUAGAAUCUGAAUUGAUAGAAAACCAUCACAUAGAGACAAUGCAGUUGCAUAAAAAAAUCGCAGAAAAAGACAAUGAUCUAAAAAGAACUGUGGAAAAAUAUGAAGAAAUGCUUGAGGCUCGUGAAGAAGAAAUGACAGCAAAAGUUCAUGAGUUGCAGGCACAGUUAGAAGAAUUGGAAAAGGAAUACAAGCAAAGGAUGGCAGAAGAGGAGCAUCGAAACCAUGAAAAUGUGACAAUAGCAGAACUUAAGGCACAGCUGGCACAGAAGACAACACUAGUCAAUGAUUCAAAGUUGAAAGAGCAGGAGCUCAAAGAGCAGAUUCACGUACUGGAAGACCAGCUGAAAAAUUUUGAGAAGAAUGUUUAUGUCACAUCAGUUGGAACACCAUAUAGAGAUGGAAACCUUCACCGUACUGAUGUUUCUCUCUUUGGAGAGCCUACUGAAUUUGAAUACUUGAGGAAAGUGCUCUUUGAAUAUAUGAUGGGUCGUGAGACUAAGACAAUGGCCAAGGUUAUAACAACAGUUCUGAAGUUCCCAGCUGAUCAGACUCAGAAGAUACUAGAACGAGAAGAUGCUCGACCAUUGUUUGCCUCACCUCGCAGUGGUAUCUUCUGAAUAUUCCAUCAGUCUGUGCUUAGUUAGCAUGUGGUCAUGGCUACGACCAUCUUGAAGAAAUUGUGAUGAGAAUGUCUCAUAACAGUGCUGCUUAGAAAUUCGUUCAUAUCUCCGUUGUUGCCCCUUUUGAGGGGACAAGAAGAGAAGCUAUUAUUCAAGGUCACAAAUGGAACAGCAAGAACCAAAGCUUAGCACCACCUUUGGACCAUGGAUAUAGUUAAAACUGCCUUGACAAGAAACGCUAAUCAGGGGUUAUCUGGUGAUGAGUCCUUUUUCUCUCCUAUUGAAUACUGUCUUCUAUUUUGUGUUAAAGGUUAUUUUUUUAAAAGAGAGAAAAGACUAUCCUAGGAGGGAAUUGCCCGCUACUGUAUCUCUAUACAGAUUUCACUGGGUGUUUUUUAAGAGUUGAACUAAAUGGUUUGUCUCUUCUAUUUAUUUUUUUAUUUUUUUGAAUGAAUUGUGCAAUACAUUUUUGGAUGGAUAGCAGUUGAGGUGAUUUUCCUGAUGAACUGGGCACUUGUUUGACUACUCCUUUUCUGAUUUGAUCUUCUGAUUGUUUGCUAAAGAUCACUUCCUAUAUGCUUUUGCCUACAAUAAAUCCAGAUUGCAGUACCUCAUUUGUUUACUCCUAGCUUUUGUACUUAUAUUUUCUGGAGAAAAAGUACAUUACUGUAAAUUGUAAAUAGUUAAUACGUAACUGUAUCAUAUGCUGAUCUGACUGUCGACAGCAGUAAUCUGACAGGAGCUGAGAUUAAAUAAAGUUUAUU
Messenger RNA from Cygnus atratus (black swan), 7883 nucleotides. RefSeq names its product golgin A4 (gene GOLGA4). The coding region runs from base 169 to 7116 and encodes 2315 amino acids. Gene Ontology annotation, molecular function: small GTPase binding. The record is from RefSeq and is a predicted model, not a curated record. The transcript is spliced from 26 exons. NCBI's taxonomy places the organism in Eukaryota, Metazoa, Chordata, Aves, Anseriformes, Anatidae. Gene Ontology annotation, biological process: Golgi vesicle transport. Gene Ontology annotation, cellular component: Golgi apparatus.